GGAUUACAGGUGUGAGCCACCGCACCUGCCUGUUGCCUUGUUUUUGUUCAUGUUAUUUAUUUCAGCUGUCAAUUUCCCUGUUGAAAUUGCUUGCAUCCAUAAAAAUCACAUCUUCAUUUUAAAUGUGUUAAUUCCCCAAGUGAGAUUUUUCUGUUCCCAUGAGGCCUUUUAGUUUAUGUGUUGGCCUAUUACAUAGUAUGAGAAAUUAAUCCAUUCUUUGGGAUUUGAAAAGAAUGAAAAGCUAAUGCAUACAGAUGGAGACCUGGUGUGAGGCUGGGAAGGAGGAGGCAUUGCAGUUCCAGGGAAUAAAGCAUUGUUUAGGAAAGACCCAAAGUCAGAGCUGCCAAAGCACUGGGGAUAGGAGAAAUUAAGUGGCAGGUUCCAGUCUGAGUUCAGAAAAAUUACUAUGCUGAGGCAUUUGGCUAGAAUUUUCUACUGAAAUGUAAGUACUGUAAUUGUGGGCAAGAAUCUUCUCUAUCUCUUUCACUACAUGAAAUGAGUAUUUAUUGCACUGAGAAGUUUCUGAACAAUAGAAUGACAUCACAUGAGUUUUAGCCAAUGGCCUGCAGAGAACCAGACUGGAGGAAAAAGCCUGGUUAUGAAGUCCAUUUGGGCAGCGUCAGUGGGGAAAAAAUGCAGCUGGCGCUCUUCAAAAAUAUGAAGAGCUGGCGUUUCAUAUUGAAAAGCGGCUCACUCUUCCCUUCUUUGGAAUAUUCACACAUCUGGCUACUUUUGAAAAAAUAUUAGAAACAGGUUUGGUAAAUAUGAAUAUAUAUUUGGGCGUGUAUAUAGAUUUUAAUUCAGAAAGUAUUACACAUUCGCUUUUGAAGGGACCUAGGAAGCCCCGAAAGAUGGCGGAUGCCUGUAAGCCCAGCUACUCAGGAAAUUGAGGAGGGAGGAUCGCUUGAACCCAGGAGUUCGAGACCAGCCUGGGCAGAAUAGUGAGCACCCCCGUCUCAAAAACAAAAGCAUCUGGGAAGUGUCUGGUGCAGAAGAGCACAUGCUGACUGUGAAUAAGUGUGUCAGUUCUUAAGGUCCAUCAACACAAAAGCGAAAAGUUAGUGGAGGACUGCGAGCGCGAUCGCGACAGAGGGCGCUGGGUGGUCAGUGGCUCCAGCAACCACGCGGCUGGGAGCGCCGCGAAGGGAGCUGGAUAUUUUAGUCUCGGGGCACCCGCUGCGGGCUCUUAGUGUUCUGGACGCUGAACACCGAGAGCACCCCGGGCUCCGGGGCCUCCGGAGAACGCUGCCCCAUGAACGCGCGGGGAGCGGCCCCCGGCGUCCGCGCGUACCCGGCAACUCCCGGCGUCCCAACGGCUUCAGCUGGCAACCCCGAAGCCGCACCAUGUUCCGCCUCUGGUUGCUGCUGGCCCGGCUCUGCGGCCUCCUGGCGUCAAGACCCGGUUUUCAAAAUUCACUUCUACAAAUCGUAAUUCCAGAGAAAAUCCAAACAAAUACAAGUGACAGUUCAGAAACAGAAUAUGAACAAAUAUCCUAUAUUAUUCCAAUAGAUGAGAAACCGUACACUGUGCACCUUAAACAGAGGUCUUCUACAGAGCCCACUGCUUGGUCUGCAUCAAGACUUGUGGAGGAUGAGCCCUUGCUUCUUAGUUCCCACCACACAGCCCUUCAGCAUGACAAAGUCAUUGGUCACUUCACCAUAGUGGACAAAGCCACCCAGAGGGUUGAUGCUCUUGUCAGACAGGUCAUAGUCAGUGGAGGCGUUGAUCAAUUUGCCAUCCUUGAUGAAGUAGCCCUGACUGAUCUUAUAGAUCUUCUUGUUGAACUCAGUGCAGUGAUGGUAGCCUUUCUGUCCAGUACAUGCCACAGAGAAGGUCAUGUGGGCAGAAUGCCAUGCUCCAAUAUAGGCAACCUUGCACAGCCCUUAGUGGGUCUUGUAGGGCAGUUUGUUGGUAUACCAAUGACUGGUGACUUCUUUGUAGCCUUUGCCCUUGGUCACCCAUUUGAUGUCAAUCAUCUUGUCCUGCCCAAACACUUGUUUCACAGGAAGCAGGUGCAUCUGGGUGUAGGUAUUGAUGCGGAUGACUUGGCAGUACUUCUUCAUGCUGUUGAAGUCCUUCUCCAGCUGCUUCUUGUCAUCUUCACCCUGCCAUUUCUUGCAGUACUUGGUAAAGGCCUUCUACUUAGCUUUAUGCCAGUUCCUAUAGAAGCGCCUUUUGCACUCAUUGCUAAUGUGCUCAACAAAGAUGGUCUUGGAAAUUCAGAGGCCUUGAGGGGUUUCCAUAUAGCCCAGGAUGCCUACAACCCCUAUGGGCAGUGUCUCCACAAUGGUCACAGCCUCUACCACUUCCUUCCUUCAGAACCAGCUGUUCCAGAUUUAUUUCCUCUUUAUCUGGAAAUGCAUAUCGUGGUGGACAAAGCUUUGUAUGAUUACUGGGGCUCUGAUAGCAUGAUAGUGACAAAUAAAGUCAUUGAAAUUGUUGGCCUUGCAAAUUCAAUGUUUGCCCAAUUUAAAGUUACUAUUGUGCUGUCAUCAUUGGAGGUUUGGUCAGAUGAAAAUAAGAUUUCUACAGUUGGUGAGGCAGAUGAAUUAUUGAAAAGAUUUUUAGAAUGGAAACAAUCUUAUCUUAACCUAAGGCCUCAUGAUAUUGCAUAUCUACUAAUUUAUAGGGAUUAUCCUGAUUAUGUGGGAGCAACGUUUCCUAGAAAGAUGUGUAUUACUCGUUAUUCUGCAGGAGUUGCACUGUACCCCAAGGAGAUAACUCUGGAGGCAUUUUCAGUUAUUGUCACCCAGAUGCUGGCACUCAGUCUGGGAAUAUCAUAUGAUGAUCCAAAGAAAUGUCGAUGUUCAGAAUCCAUCUGCAUAAUGAAUCCAGAAGCUUUGCAAUCCAAUGGUGUGAAGACUUUUAGCAGUUGCAGUUUGAGGAGCUUUCAAAAUUUCAUUUCAAAUGUGGGUGCCAAAUGUCUUCAGAAUAAGCCACAAAUGCAAAAAAAAUCUCCAAAACCAGUCUGUGGCAAUGGCAGAUUGGAGGGAAGUGAAAUCUGUGAUUGUGGUACUGAAGCUCAAUGUGGACCUGCAAGCUGUUGUGACUUUCGAACUUGUGUGCUGAAAGACGGAGCACAAUGUUAUAGAGGAUCAUGCUGCAGAGACUGUCAAAUUUUACAAUCAGGUGUUGAAUGUAGGCCGAAAGCACAUCCUGAAUGUGACAUUGCUGAAAAUUGUAAUGGAAGCUCACCAGAGUGUGGUCCUGACAUAACUUUAUUCAAUGGACUUCCAUGCAAAAAUAGCAAGUUUAUUUGUUAUGAUGGAGACUGCCAUGAUCUUGAUGCACGUUGUGAGAGUGUAUUUGGAAAAGGUUCAAGAAAUGCUCCAUUUGCCUGCUAUGAAGAAAUACAAUCUCAAGCAGACAGAUUUGGGAACUGUGGCAGGGAUAGAAAUAACAAAUAUGUGUUCUGUGGAUGGAGGAAUCUUAUAUGUGGAAGAUUAGUUUGUACCUACCCUACUCGAAAGCCUUUCCAUCAAGAAAAUGGUGAUGUGAUUUAUGCUUUCGUACGAGAUUCUGUGUGCGUAACUGUAGACUACAAAUUGCCUCGAACAGUUCCAGAUCCACUGGCUGUCAAAAAUGGCUCUCAGUGUGAUGUUGGGAGGAUUUGUGUAAAUCGUGAAUGUGUAGAAUCAAGGAAAAUUAAGGCUACAGCACUUGUUUGUUCUGAACAUAUUUGUUCUGGACAUGGAGUGUGUGAUUCCAGACAAAAGUGCAUUUGUUCACCAGGCUAUAAUCCUCCAAGCUGCCAAACACGUUCCAAAGGUUUUCCCAUAUUUCCUAAGGAAGACAUGGAUUCUAUCAUGAAAAGAGCAUUUGGGAAGACUGAAAACACCUGGCUUCUAGGUUUCUCCGUUGUUCUUCCUAUUCUCAUUGUAACAACCAUAGUAGUUUUGGCAAGGAAGCAUUUGAAAAAGUGGUUCAUCAAGGAAGAGGAAUUCCCAAGUAGCGAGUAAAUUCCAUUUGGUGUUCUGAAGUUAAACAUUAGUACCAUUUGAAUCUAGUUAUAUGUAAGACAAUAUCAUGAGCAGCAACAAUACUUUACAUAUCACUGGGAUUUUGAGUAUUACAUCAAUAUGUCAUUUAAUUUUAUGAGGUAGUUGUGAAUACCCCUGUUUUGAAGACACAAAGAUUUGGAAGUGUAGUUUACAUAGCUUGCCAAAGUCAUUGAACUGUCAGUUGAGAGAGGAAGAACUCAAAUAUAUAAUAUCUGUUCUUUUCUUAUCGAAGGGGGAUGAUCUGUAUCAUCUACAACAGAAGUAUUUAUUAAAAAUGCAGAUUUCUGGGCCUUACUAUAGACUAAAUAUUUUAAUUCACAUUGCUGGCUCAUAAAAGAAAUAAUUUUAAAAAUAUUCUUUGGGUUAAAUUUUCAGAAGGGAAAUUUAUAAUUUAGAUUAUUACAUUUUUAUUUUUCAAGAAAUAAUUCAAACACUAAGAGAAUAACAUGACAAACAUCCUCUUGCCACCAUGGGAAAUAAACAGAUGUUAAUAUUUUUCUUGUUUCUCUUAUAAAAGAAGCCGUUGUAUUUGCAGCCGCAAUUUCUUCUGGUAUGAUCCCCUUGCCUCCUGGUAGAGGAUGUCUACACUGAAUGUUUGUGUAUUUUACAUGUUUUUAAUACAUAUGGCAUUAUCCAUAUCCCAUAAGCUACCUAGUAUUGUUUUAUGUAUAAUUUUAAAUAGCUAUACUUUCUCUGCAGAUGCAUUUCCUUAUCAAUUUUGGUUUGUUUGUUUUGUCUUUUUUUUUUUUUCUUUUUCAUGAGCAGUCCGCUCAGAGUUAUUUUUAUUUUAUUAGUAAUUUGAAAUAUGUAACUUUCAGUUUCAUUGAGGUCUCUAUUUCUAUUGUUUUUUAUAUCAAGUUUUGCUCUUUUUCCUCCUUUCUGGUCUUUUUACCUUUGCUCUGUUGUAACUCUAGAUUUCUUGAUUUUAAUGCUUUCUUUAUUAAUUUUUAGCCUUUCUUAUUUUCUAAAAUAAGAAAUACUUUAAUAGCAAAAAUCUUCUCCUUGUAUCUGUCAUUUUCUUUAUACUCUCCGGUUUUUAAAUGAUAGUCGACAUUCAGUUAAAAAAUUUGAAAAAUCUAGCAGGAUUUCUUGUUUAAAUAAUGAAUCAAUUGUGGUCUUUAGUUUUCAAUUAUGUGAUUUAUUUUCAUUGUUUUAAAAAUAAUUUUCUAAUUUUAUUAGCUUAUUUUGAGAAACUUGUCUGUGCGAUUUAGACUCUUCAAUGUUGGAACAAAAAAUGAAGUAAAUUUUUAGAAAUGUGUAAGCUUGAUAUGCGUCCUCCAAUGUUUUUAGGACAAACUUUUAAAUUGUGAUGUUUCAAACCAUUUUUAUACAUACUGUUUUUUUUUUUCUUUCCUGUCUGUUUGAUACUUUGUCUUCUGUGAGAGGCAAACUAAAAUUUUCAGUGGAUUGUAGCUUUCCCUCUGAUUGUUGAAACUUUCGCUUUAGAUAUUCCGAGGCAGUGACUAAAUGCAUAAUGUUUAUUUUAGUUAAAUUUUCUUUUCCUUUAAUCAUUAUUUAUCGUAUGUUAAAUACAAUUUUCACUGUUUUAGAUUGCUAUGUCAACUUUCUCUUUAAAAAUGACGUUUACUUGGUACAUCUUUUUUUGUUUUUUUUCUCAAUCUGUCUUUGCAUUUAGCUGGUAUAAACAGUCUUUAUAUGAAAUGCACUAGUGGAGUUUGUUAUGCUCAUAUGCUUAAUCCGUGAUGACAUAUGUUUAGGCUGAAAUUUGCCGUCCUAUUUUUUUUCCUGUUUACCAUGCUUUUUUGGUAUUUUUUUCUUCUUUUUCUAUAAUCUAUUUUCUUUGUUUCACUU
Molecule: messenger RNA, 5814 nt
Organism: Chlorocebus sabaeus (green monkey)
Lineage: Eukaryota; Metazoa; Chordata; Mammalia; Primates; Cercopithecidae
Source: RefSeq, a predicted model, not a curated record